Messenger RNA from Fonticula alba, 1286 nucleotides. RefSeq lists its product as hypothetical. Gene Ontology annotation, cellular component: nucleolus. Gene Ontology annotation, molecular function: RNA binding. The coding region runs from base 1 to 1155 and encodes 384 amino acids. The record is from RefSeq and is a predicted model, not a curated record. The transcript has 6 exons. Gene Ontology annotation, biological process: maturation of LSU-rRNA from tricistronic rRNA transcript (SSU-rRNA, 5.8S rRNA, LSU-rRNA). NCBI's taxonomy places the organism in Eukaryota, Rotosphaerida, Fonticulaceae.
AUGGCCAGCACAGGCCCGGUCGCUGCUGCCGCCAAGGCGGCCGCCGCUCCCGAGCUCAAGAAGCGCAAGGCCCCCACCUCGGCUUCUGCCGCCUCGGCCGCCGCCGGCAAGGUCGCCAAGAAGCCCGCCUCGGCCGCCGCCAACAAGGUGGUCAACCGCCAGAGCGCCCCCCCGAAGGCCGCCAAGAAGUCGGCCCCUGUGAAGAAGGCCCUGGCCGCGGCCAAGGCUCUCGGCGAUGCGGUCGAGUCCGAGGAGGAGGCUGAUGACGCCGCCAACCCCGCCUUCAUCUCCCUUGGCUCGGAUGAUGAGGAGCCCGCCUCCAUGGGCGAGGGCUCCGACUCGGACGAUGAGGACGACGAGCCGGCCCCUGCCUUCGUUGAUGAUGACGACUCCGGUAGCGAGGCCGAGGAGGAGGCCGACGGCGCGACCGACAGCAAGACUCGCUUCGACAUGGACUUCGAGAUGGGUGUCGGUGAUGAUGCUGAGUCGCGCGCGCGCGCCGAGAAGCUGGCCCUCCUGCGGUCGCGCAUCAACGAGAUGCUGGACACUCGCGCCAAGAAGGAUGGCGCCAAGGAGGGCGACGCCCAGGCCACCGGCGCCACUGUCCGCCCGGACCGCGGUGUCGUCUACCUGUCUCGCAUCCCGCAUGGCUUCUAUGAGCCCCAGAUGUUCGGCUUUUUCUCCCAGUUUGGCACUGUCACUCGCAUCCGUCUGUCGCGGAAUCCCCGCACUGGCAAGUCCCGCCACUACGCCUGGAUUGAGUUCGAGGUUCCCGAGGUUGCUCGCAUUGUGGCCGAUUCCAUGCAUUUCUACCUGCUCGGUGGUCGUCUGCUCCGUGCCUUCUUCGUGGAGAAGGAGAAGCUCCACCGGAACACCUUCCGCGGCGCUGUCCGCUCGGCCGAGGCGGUCAAGCUUCGCCGUGGCGGUGCCUCCUCUCUGAUCGCCCCCCGCCGCAAGGAUUCCAUCAACCAGCGCAAGGCCGAUGCCGAGGUGGCUGUCUCGUCGGCCGAGGCCCGCCAGCGCCGUCUGGACCGCGUGGUUGAGCGCGAGAACAAGCGCCUGGCCAAGCUUGCCGCUGCCGGGGUUGACUUCACCUUCAGCGCUCUGGAUACUUUCAAGACCCAGACUGCCUCGCGCACCACCUUCGACGAGUAAAUACCGCCUGCUUUGGGCUCCGUUGGUCCCUUCCUCCUCAGGCAGGGCCACCUCUCCCCUUGGCCGGCAUGCCCGGUGUGUUCCCCCUUGUCCCCUUUCUCCGAUAAUAGAGUUGUUGUAUAGUUUCACAA